UUUUAGUCCCUAUCGAUAUGUUACGGGUGUCGAUUCUCCUGUGCCUCCUCUCUCCCACGCUCUUCUGCUAUGGAGCGUCGAAUCAAUCGGAGGAGUGGUGGAGAGAUACUUUCAUAUAUCAAAUUUAUCCGAGAAGUUUCAAGGAUAGUAAUGGAGAUGGCAUUGGAGAUUUGAACGGCAUCACGAGUAAAUUGGAACACCUAGCUGAUAUUGGUGUCAGUGCUUUAUGGAUUUCUCCGAUUUAUAAAAGUCCAAUGGUAGAUUUCGGGUAUGAUAUCGCGAAUUUCACGGACAUCGAUCCAGUCUUCGGCAACUUCACAGAUUUUGCGAAACUCGUGGCAAAAGCUAAAACCUUAGGUGUCAAAGUACUACUCGAUUUCGUUCCAAAUCAUAGCUCUGAUAAGCAUCCGUGGUUUCUGAAAAGUAUUCAGAAAAUCAAGCCCUAUGAUGAGUACUACAUUUGGAAGGACGCAAAGAUGCUCAAUGGAACUAGAAGACCACCAAACAAUUGGUUGAGCAUUUUCCAAGGAUCUGCUUGGCAGUGGAACGACCAGCGUAAGCAAUAUUAUCUCCAUCAGUUCGCAGUCGGACAGCCCGAUCUAAACUACCGAAAUCCCGCCCUCUGCGAGGAGAUGAAGAAUGUUCUGAGAUUUUGGCUGAGACUUGGACUCGAUGGAUUCAGAAUAGACACUAUUCCAAAUUUAGUGGAGGACAAUAGGUUUCUCGAUGAACCGAGACUUCCCAACACUGGACUACCAGACACAGAUCCGAAUACACUUCAGCACAUUUACACAGUAGAUCAGAAUGAGACGUACGACGUACUGAAGACCUGGAGAGAAGUGCUGGAUGAGACCAAAGGAACAAAAAAACUCUUCCUGACAGAAGCUUACACCGAUCUACAACAUUUGGUGAAAUUCUACAAGUACGGAUCCAACAUUCCUUUCAAUUUUAUGUUCAUGGGCGACUUGAACAACCGCUCAUCAACAGUGGACUUUAAACGUGCGAUGGACAAGUAUCUGAAUGCUAUACCACCAGGUGAGACACCCAAUUGGGUAGUGGGCAAUCACGAUCAGAACCGAAUAUCUUGGAGAUUCGGGGUUAGACGAUCAGACUGGCUAUCGAUGAUAGCUGCCGUGUUGCCUGGUGUUGGAGUUAUCUACAACGGCGAUGAAAUCGGCAUGGAGAAUCGUCCACUGUCAUAUGCAGAGACAGUAGACCCCGCUGGAUGCAACGCCGGGCCCAACAGGUACACACUCUACUCAAGGGAUCCAGCACGAACUCCAUUCCAAUGGGACAAUACCACGAGCGCUGGCUUCUCAACCAGCAACAAAACUUGGUUGCCUGUUAACUCCAAUUACAAAACCCUAAAUCUCCAGGCUCAGAAGCGAGUGCUUAAUUCACACUACAACAUCUUCAAGAAAUUGGUACAAUUGAAGAAGAAUCCAAUAGUCAAAGAGGGAUCAACGGAGAUCAUCAUCGUACAGAGUGUACUCGGGGUGGUGAGACGACUGCCAGGACGCAAUCCCAUUGUUCUUUUGCUCAGUCUGAAUAUCGGCAAUACGGUGACAGAUGUUUCCGCAUGGAUGAAUAUUCCGGAUCGUAUGACUGUGUACGCCGCGGAUGCUGGCUCGGGAAUUACACCUGGUUCAUCCGUCAAUCUGACCCGCUUCAACAUCCCCGGUUCAGCAUCAAUAAUUUUUGUUUAAACCAAUCAGCCGUGAUUCGCUUUAAUGCUACUUAAUUUCCACGAAUGAUUGAAUACAAUGUAACUCAAUAAAUUAUGAUAAUAUUCAGAAAUGUA
Diachasmimorpha longicaudata is the source of this 1801-nucleotide messenger RNA. RefSeq names its product alpha-glucosidase-like. Bases 18 to 1706 code for a protein of 562 amino acids. The transcript has a single exon. Lineage: Eukaryota; Metazoa; Arthropoda; Insecta; Hymenoptera; Braconidae. Gene Ontology annotation, biological process: carbohydrate metabolic process. The record is from RefSeq and is a predicted model, not a curated record.